Molecule: messenger RNA, 1796 nt
Organism: Mangifera indica (mango)
Lineage: Eukaryota; Viridiplantae; Streptophyta; Magnoliopsida; Sapindales; Anacardiaceae
Product: protein NRT1/ PTR FAMILY 7.3-like
Exons: 4
Coding region: 22-1773 (583 amino acids)
Biological process (GO): transmembrane transport
Cellular component (GO): membrane
Molecular function (GO): transmembrane transporter activity
Source: RefSeq, a predicted model, not a curated record
GAGACCAAUCAGUCAAACUCAAUGGAUGAGAAACAAUGUGAGAAUCAGGGGGAUGCAUACAUAGGAAAUGGAUCACUCAAUUUUCAUGAAAAACCAACCAUAAAAAGGAGGACUGGUGGAUGGAGAUGUGGUGCUUUGUUAUUAGUGAACCAGGGAUUAGCCAACCUUGCAUUUGCAGGAGUGGAAGUAAAUAUGGUGCUUUUUUCAAAAUCUGUAUUGAAGCAAACUAACGAUGAGGCAGCAAACACAUUCAACAGAUGGAUGGGAACCCUCUAUCUCUCCUCUUUGAUGGGUGCUUUUCUUAGCGAUUCUUAUUUAGGAAGAUACUUAACUUGUGUCACAUUUCAACUUGUCUCAAUUAUAGGAUUGGUAGCACUAUCCUUAUUAACCAAUUCAGUCCUACUCAAGCCUCAUGGCUGUGGCAAAAUUGGUCACCCAUGUGAUCCUCAUUCACCAGCUCAUAUUAUAAUGUUCUACAUAUCUAUUUAUUUAAUCGCAAUAGGAAUUGGAGCCCCUGAACCUGCUCUAGCUGUAUUUGGUGCAGACCAGUUUGAUGAGGAAGAUCCUAAAGAAAAGAAAUCCAAAUCUUCAUUUUACAGUUACUUUUAUGUGGCACUCAACCUUGGAUGCUUAUUUUCCGAGACGGUUCUGGUUUAUUUGGAGACAAUGGGGCAUUGGGCAUUGGGAUUUUGGAUAUGUGCUGGUUGUUGUAUUUUCGGAUUUACUGUGCUGGUUAGUGGGACUUUCAGAUAUAGACACUUCAAGCCUUCUGGGAAUCCCUUCUCUAGGUUCUCUCAGGUCAUAGUAGCUUCCUCGAGGAAAAUGAAUCUUCAAGUACCCUCAAAUGGAGAAGGACUUUAUGAGGUUCAUGAAAAGGAAACUAAAACUAAUGGCCUGAGAGGAAUCCUUCAUACCAAUGACUUCAAGUUUCUUGAUCGAGCUGCUAUUAUCACCCCGACAGACAUUAUCCUGGAAACAACUAAAGUAGGUCAAACACCAAAUCCAUGGUGUCUUUGUAGUGUAACACAAGUUGAAGAAGUGAAAUGCGUGUUGAGGUUAUUACCUAUAUGGUUUUGUACCAUAUUGACUUCCAUGGCAACCAUACAAAUGCUUUCUCUUUUUGUCGAACAAGGAGCUGCCAUGAAAUCAACAAUCUCAAAUUUUCAUAUCCCUCCUGCCAGCUUGACAGCAUUUGACAUUAUAAGUUGCUCGACAUUCAUUCUAUUAUACGACAAAAUCAUCCUUCCUUUAUACGUCCGAGUAACAAAAAGAGAGCCGAUUACUUUAUCUGAGCUGCAAAGAACAGGAAUAGGGAUGAUCAUUGCAGCAUUAGCCAUGAUUAUAGCAGGCAUUGUUGAACAAAAUAGGCUAAAAUAUGCAAGUAUGAAUGAUGAAGAGACAAGCUCUGUGAGUAUUUUCUGGCAGGUUCCACAAUAUGUGUUAUUGGGAGUAGGGGAAGCAUUCAUUGUUGUUGCACAAAUGGAAUUUUUCGGAUCACAGACGCCAGAUGGACUAAAAAGCUUGGGUAUUGCUUUGCCCAUGUCAUCAACAGCAAUUGGUAGUUAUGUUAGUAGCGUGAUUUUGACGGUGGUGAUGGCUAUAACAACUAAGAAUGGAAAGUCAGGUUGGGUUCCUUCCAAUUUGAACGAUGGGCAUUUGGAUAGAUAUUUCUUUCUAUCAGCUAUUUUGACUACCCUGAAUUUAGCUUUUUUUGUUGUGUGCGCAAAGCGCUAUAAGUGCAUAUCGUUGGAAAAAAGAGAUGAGAAAUGUUAAUGAAACAAUAUUCAUGUUUAUGA